AUGGCACGAACUCAAGUGCCAUUGGUCUUUAGUGCGCGUUUCUAUACUUCUAGCGGUCGCAGCGUGACCGACCCAGUCUGUACGAAGCCAAUAACUCGAUCUCAACUUCCUGAUGGAUCUUUGAUGGAUGUUCUUAGGAAGGAACAUUUCGACAUAGCGGACUGUGUCGUCGAUCAACGAGAUGGGGCUUCCGCCAAUUCUGACACACACGAUGGUGGCGUUGAUGGCUAUUUUAGCAUUUGCUUCGGCUCGGCGAGCGCUGUUGAAGGCCAGCAUACUGAAGGAGACUGUCGAUCUGUUCGUUCUUUCGAAUUCAGUCUUGACUUCUUUUGUGGAAGCGAAGCCAGUGUAGAAUGCUCCAAUCUUCACUCGUCUACUGGUCACUGGAGAUCUGCCGAUGGAGGUGUGAACGGCUUGUUGUCUGGUACACACCGACGUAGCCUGGCUUGCGUCGGGAACGAAACUUUUGCGUGUAACGACGGACGGUGCAUUCCAAAGUCGUGGCGUUGUGACGGUGAUGUAGAUUGCAAGAAUGAAGAAGAUGAGAAAAAUUGCUCGACUACAUGCGGACCAGAAGAAUUUCACUGCGCGAAGGAACAACCAGCCCCGGCCUUUAAAACCGCCCAGAUGUGUAUACCAUCGCGGUGGGUUUGCGAUGGCGAGUUUGACUGCGAAGACAGGAGCGAUGAGCGAGAUUGCCCUGACGUGAAGUGCAACGAGAAUCAGUUCACAUGCUCUGAGUUUGAUGGACAAUUCAAGCUUUGUAUUCCAAAAUCGUGGCAGUGUGAUGGACAAAAGGAUUGUGCGUCAGGCGCUGAUGAGGAGAACUGUGAAAAACGUAAAUGCGAGGAUACUGAUUUUCAGUGCGCCAAUGGGAUUUGUAUCUUCAAGAACUGGAAAUGUGACGGUGAAGAUGAUUGCGGGGACAGGUCUGAUGAAAAGAACUGCACUCAAACGCCGCAACAGAUCUGUGAUUCCAAACGGAUGUUCAAAUGCCUCACGAGUGAUGGUUGCAUAUCGAAAGAUUGGGUUUGUGACGGUGAAGCUGAUUGCUUCGACCACUCCGACGAACGAAACUGUACGGAAACACCACAUGAAUGUGCUCACCCAGAAACGGAAUUCGCAUGUGCGUCUGGGCGGUACUGCAUUAACAGAUUGUGGUACUGUGACGGAGAGGAAGACUGCCCAGAUGGUAGCGAUGAGCGAAAUUGUGCUUCAGCAAGAGAGUGUGUCAAAGGAGAACGAAGAUGUCCUUCUAGCAACCUUUGCAUUUCUGAGACUCAGUGGUGCAAUGGGGUUGAAGAUUGUCCUGACGGUUCCGAUGAGUUGCACUGUCCUACUAAUGGCACAGUUGAGUCUUGCGACAAAGACACACAAUUUUCUUGCCCUACUGACCCUCCCAUCUGUGUUAAAUACAAGGACCUUUGUCUGGAGCGAGGCCAUAAUGAUUGUGGUGAUGACAUCACAUGUGCUAAGAAUCUGUCAAUUUGUACGGAGAAGAGUGACUAUUGCGAUUGUCACAAAUCAUAUGCGAAGAACGUUCGCAUAUGCCAUUGCAGAGCCGGUUUUCGCGCUGUUAACGAGAAGUGUGAAGACAUCAAUGAGUGUGAGCAGCCGGGAACAUGCGAUCAGAUUUGCGAGAAUACUCCAGGCAGUUACGUGUGCAGAUGUCAUCACGGAUACAAACUAAGUAGAAGUCAAAACUCUACCGUUCCUAAUAGAUGUAGAGCACUUGGAGGCGAUCCACUUCUUCUUCUUAGCAAUAGGGCAACCAUAAGGCAGUUCGAUUUAGUUACAAAUGUGCACAUUCCUCUCAUCCAGAGUCCAGGAUCUGCUGUUGCUAUGGAUUUUCAUCUAGAGAACGGAACACUAGUUUGGUCUGAUAUUGCACUGCAAAAAAUUUUGAUGUGUAAAAUUGGCAACGACUCUGUCCAUCACCAUUUAGCAGUCAGAGAAAAGUGUGCUGAUGGGGAGCAGAGCAUUCUUCUUGAUUCAGACGUGCAUACUCCAGAUGGAUUAGCUGUAGACUGGGUUCAUAAUCUUCUUUUCUGGACUGAUGGCGGCCUUGACCAGGUGAAUGUCAUGGAUUUGACGACACGCCGUAAACGUACUUUGUUUUCUGACGGUCUUGAAGAACCACGUGCGAUAGCUGUGGAUCCUGAAAUGGGCCUAAUUUUCUGGACCGACUGGGGAAAAGAGGCUCGCAUUGAACGUGCUGGCAUGGAUGGACAACACAGAACCGUCAUUGUAAAAGGUGAACGAGUCAAGUGGCCCAACGGUCUUGCGUUGGACUACAUUGACAAACGAGUGUACUGGGCAGACGCAAAAGUGAAGUCUAUUUUCUCCUGCGAUUACUGGGGACGUGACAUAAAGAUAAUCCUCCAUUCCCAUCAAUACCUACGACAUCCAUUUUCUAUUGCUGUGUUCGAGGACAGGAUUUACUACACUGACUGGGAGCAUGAUGGAGUAAUCACUAUUAAUAAGUUCACUGGAGGUGAAAUGCGUACUGUUAUGCAGAAAGUUUCUACACCAAUGACCGUUAGAAUUUACCACAGACUUGCACAACCACCACUGCCAAACAAGUGCAUAAACUCGGGUUGUGAUCAAAUGUGUCUUCCUCGAGCUGUGUACCGCAAGAAGGAACGAGCUCUUGAAACUGUAUGGCAUGACAGACCAUUCGCAUGUAUGUGUGAGGGUAACACUCCCACUGACCUUAUAGAAUGUGCCAUAGAUAUUGCGUCUGGCGGCACUGGACGAGGGUUUUCACUUAGCACAAUGUUAUUCUUUUUAAUGUUGUCGAUAUUUGCUGUGAUGGGUGUUCUGUAUUAUCGCAAGCGUCACUCUCCCGGUGCAUUCACUGCUCUGAAUUUCGACAACCCGAUUUAUCGGCGCACUACUGAGCCUGAUAUGGAUGAUCCAUUUCGUGAUCCUUUCAACGACAACAAUGCAAUACAAGAUCAAAGGAAUGUUAGCUUGGUACUAGCUCAUCCGGAAGAUAACGUUCAUAAUUCAAUGAUCGAACCUAUGGAUCGCCCAGUGACCACAUGA
Messenger RNA from Necator americanus (New World hookworm), 3048 nucleotides. RefSeq lists its product as uncharacterized. Lineage: Eukaryota; Metazoa; Nematoda; Chromadorea; Rhabditida; Ancylostomatidae. Bases 1 to 3048 code for a protein of 1015 amino acids. Gene Ontology annotation, cellular component: signaling receptor complex; plasma membrane; apical plasma membrane. Gene Ontology annotation, biological process: receptor-mediated endocytosis. The record is from RefSeq and is a predicted model, not a curated record. The transcript is spliced from 28 exons. Gene Ontology annotation, molecular function: protein binding; hormone binding; calcium ion binding.